Tyto alba (common barn owl) is the source of this 1287-nucleotide messenger RNA. RefSeq names its product retinol dehydrogenase 14 (gene RDH14). Bases 25 to 1008 code for a protein of 327 amino acids. The record is from RefSeq and is a predicted model, not a curated record. The transcript has 2 exons. Lineage: Eukaryota; Metazoa; Chordata; Aves; Strigiformes; Tytonidae.
CGAGGCGCCGCUCGGCCCGGCGGGAUGGCCGCGGCGGCGGCGGCGGCGCUGGCGCUGGGCGGGGGGCUGCUCCUGGCCGCCUGGCGCUGGCUGCGGGGCGCGGCCGGGGCUGCGGCCACGGCCGGCGCCUCCAUGCGGGGCAAGACGGUGAUCAUCACGGGGGCCAACAGUGGGCUGGGCCGGGCGGCGGCGGCCGAGCUGCUGCGGAUGCGGGCCCGCGUCAUCAUGGGCUGCCGCGACCGGGCGCGGGCCGAGCGGGCGGCCCGCGAGAUCCGGGCCGAGCUGGGCGAGCGGGCGGAGGCCGAGGGCGGCGGCGGCGAGCUGGUGGUGCGGGAGCUGGACCUGGCCUCGCUGCGCUCCGUCCGCGCCUUCUGCCACCGCGUCCUCCAGGAAGAGCCAAGGCUGGAUGUUCUGAUAAAUAAUGCAGGGAUAUUCCAGUGUCCAUACAUGAAGACAGAGGAUGGUUUUGAGAUGCAAUUUGGUGUAAACCACUUGGGUCACUUCUUGCUCACCAACCUUCUUCUGGGCCUCCUCAAAAAUUCUGCUCCAAGCAGGAUUGUGAUAGUAUCCUCAAAGCUUUACAAAUACGGAGAGAUCAACUUUGAAGACCUGAACAGUGAAAUAAGUUAUAAUAAAAGCUUUUGUUACAGUCGGAGUAAACUGGCUAACAUAUUAUUUGCAAGGGAGCUAGCCCGCCGGUUAGAAGGAACAGGAGUCACCGUCAAUUCACUUCAUCCUGGGAUUGUUAGAACAAAUCUAGGCAGAUAUGUGAAUAUUCCUUUCCUGGCAAAACCGCUAUUCAACUUGGUGUCUUGGGCUUUCUUCAAAACGCCUCUGGAAGGAGCCCAGACUUCUAUUUAUUUGGCCUCUUCUCCUGAUGUUGAAGGUGUAUCAGGAAAAUAUUUUGGGGACUGCAAAGAGGAGGAACUCCUGCCCAAAGCCACGGAUGAUUUGGUUGCAAGAAAGCUGUGGGAUAUCAGUGAAGUGAUGGUUGGCUUAUUGAAAUAAGUGCCAGGGAAAAAGAGAAUGCAGGUAACUGUGCAACACAUAUUUGCAAUUGUAAUUCUCACUUUAAAUGCUGUGGGCAUACAGAUUACUUUGCUCAGUAAGUAUUGAGUAGAGGAGUGAUUUAUGCUGGAAAUCUGUUUUGAAAUAAAAGACAAUCUGUAAUAGACAAAGGCAUUCAAAAAAAGUCUGAAAUAGAGUUUGAGGGUGUGAAUAUAAUUUCUGGUUAAAUCUGCUUGGAAACUCAUGUUUUACAAAUAAACAAAACUGUGUUUUGAAAUA